Molecule: messenger RNA, 1933 nt
Organism: Hibiscus syriacus
Lineage: Eukaryota; Viridiplantae; Streptophyta; Magnoliopsida; Malvales; Malvaceae
Product: amidophosphoribosyltransferase, chloroplastic-like
Exons: 2
Coding region: 69-1811 (580 amino acids)
Biological process (GO): purine nucleotide biosynthetic process; purine nucleobase biosynthetic process
Cellular component (GO): cytoplasm
Molecular function (GO): amidophosphoribosyltransferase activity
Source: RefSeq, a predicted model, not a curated record
UAAACCAUAUUUCUCGAACUUCGUUUUACUUCCACCCAUCCUCUCCUAGAAUUCAACGGCAAGCAUCCAUGGCAGCCUCCGCCAACAUCUCUACUUUGUCCUCUUCAUCAGGACUAUCAAAGUCCAUAUCCAAAAGCCACUCCUUUUAUCUAAACCAACCGGAAAAAAACCCCUUUUCCAAACCCGUUUUCCAUCACCAGAAACCUCAGUUCACCAUCUCCUCUAAAAACCCCAUCUCCGAAUUCUUUUCGAAGAAAAAAAGUGACCCAGAAGAGAAUUUUGUGCCCUAUUUUAGUGAUGAUGACGAUAAGCCCCGUGAAGAGUGUGGUGUUGUGGGUAUAUUCGGUGACCCUGAAGCCUCACGGCUCUGCUAUUUGGCCCUCCACGCGCUUCAGCAUCGUGGACAGGAAGGUGCAGGUAUUGUAGCGGUGAAUAACAAUGUUCUUCAAUCUGUUACCGGUGUUGGUUUAGUUUCUGAUGUGUUCAAUGAGUCUAAGCUUAGUCAAUUGCCUGGUGACAUGGCUAUUGGACAUGUGAGAUAUUCGACUGCCGGUUCUUCUAUGUUGAAAAAUGUACAGCCUUUUGUUGCUGGUUACAGGUUUGGGUCUGUUGGGGUUGCGCAUAAUGGGAACUUGGUGAACUAUAGAGCUUUGAGGCAUAUGCUCGAGGAUAAUGGUUCGAUUUUUAAUACUAGUUCUGAUACUGAGGUUGUGCUUCAUUUGAUUGCUAUUUCGAAGGCUAGGCCUUUCUUCUUGAGGAUUGUUGAUGCUUGUGAGAAGCUCGAAGGGGCUUAUUCGAUGGUGUUUGUGACCGAGGAUAAGCUCGUUGCUGUGCGUGACCCCCAUGGAUUUAGGCCUUUGGUUAUGGGGAGGAGGAGUAAUGGUGCUGUUGUAUUUGCUUCGGAGACUUGUGCCCUCGAUUUGAUCGAGGCGACAUACAAAAGAGAGGUGAAUCCUGGUGAAGUUUUGGUGGUGGAUAAAAAAGAUGGGGUUCAAUCGCUUUGCUUGCUGCCUCACCCUGAACCUAAACAAUGCAUUUUUGAGCAUAUCUACUUUGCUUUGCCUAAUUCUGUUGUCUUUGGAAGGUCCGUUUACAAUUCAAGACAUGCUUUUGGAGAAAUACUUGCGACUGAGGCUCCAGUCAACUGUGAUGUCGUGAUUGCAGUGCCGGAUUCUGGGGUUGUCGCUGCUCUUGGUUAUGCAGCCAAAGCAGGGGUGCCAUUUCAGCAAGGGCUGAUCCGGUCACACUAUGUCGGAAGAACUUUCAUUGAGCCUUCACAGAAGAUUCGGGACUUUGGUGUUAAGCUUAAGCUCUCACCAGUUCGCGGCGUGUUGGAAGGUAAAAGGGUUGUGGUUGUUGAUGACUCGAUUGUAAGAGGAACCACAUCUUCAAAAAUUGUUAGGCUGAUCAAGGAAGCAGGAGCUAAGGAAGUUCACAUGAGGAUCGCAAGCCCACCGAUCAUCGCCUCUUGCUAUUACGGAGUGGACACACCGAGUUCAGAGGAGUUGAUAUCGAACCGAAUGAGUGUGGAGGAGAUUCGAGAGUUUAUCGGAUGUGAUUCACUCGCUUUUCUUUCAAUCGAUAGCUUGAAGAAGAUGUUGGCCGGUGAUUCCCAAACCUUCUGCUAUGCGUGCUUCUCUGGGAAGUACCCUGUCAUGCCAAGGGAGAUUAAAGUGAAAAAAGUUGGUGAUUUCUUGGAUGAUGGACUGAAUGGACCUAUGGAUUCCAUUGAUGGAGGGUGGGUGAAAGGUCCAACAAAUAUCGAUAUCGAGAAAGAAAUCGAUCCAAUGUAUAAGCAAAACAAGAUUUAGCUAUGUUUCAGUCACGACUGUGUGGUGAGUGAUGGUUUCGAUUUCUUUGCUUAUAAACAAUCUAAAGCUUAUGCAAUUUUGCCUCGUUAUUUUCUUUGGAAAGACUAAUUUUCAUUUAUAUA